Etheostoma cragini (Arkansas darter) is the source of this 1928-nucleotide messenger RNA. Its product is annotated as methionine aminopeptidase 2-like. Lineage: Eukaryota; Metazoa; Chordata; Actinopteri; Perciformes; Percidae. The transcript is spliced from 12 exons. The record is from RefSeq and is a predicted model, not a curated record. Gene Ontology annotation, molecular function: metalloaminopeptidase activity. The coding region runs from base 204 to 1646 and encodes 480 amino acids. Gene Ontology annotation, biological process: proteolysis.
CCAGCAGAAAACAAUCUGAAUGUGAGAAAUAAAAGUUUUCUCAGGACAAAGGAGGAUCGUCUUCCUCUACUCGGGUCAAGUUGUUGCCCAGAGAUUGUCUAAUAGCUCAUUAUUGGCUCAGCUUCCCCCCAGCACACUUUUCCGCUUUGACCACUGGAGGCUCUCAGCAGCUUAUGCGUCACUUCAUCUUUUAGUCGCUGAUCAUGGCGGAGCUACAGCUACAGCAUGAAGUGGAGCCUCAACUUCUCAAUGGGGACGACUUGAACGAGGAGAGAGAAGACGCAGACGCCUCAGAAGCAGUGAAAAAAAAGAGAAGAAAGAAGAAGAGGAAUAAGACCACGGCACCAGCAGGGACAAAUCGAGCUGAGAGGGACGGAGAAGCUGGAGGUGUUGGUGAUGUGACAAAACAGUUGGAGCAGCAAACACUGGAAGACAAAGAGAGGGAGGAGGACGGAGAAGAAGAUGGAGAUGAAGGAGAUAACUCAGCUGGAAAAAAGAAGAAGAAGAAGAAAAAGAAGAAAGGAUUGAAGGGACAGACUGACCCUCCCUCAAUUCCUAUUUGUGAGCUCUAUCCCAGCGGAGACUUUCCAAAGGGAGAGGAGUGUGAAUAUCCACCUUCAAAAGACGGAGCUGAAAAGCGCAGCGCAGCGUGGCGGACCACCAGUGAAGAGAAGCGGGCGCUGGACAGGGCCAAUGAGGAGAUGUGGAGUGAUUUCAGGCAAGCAGCUGAGGCACAUCGGCAGGUCCGCUCAUAUGUCAGGAGCUGGAUCAAACCAGGGAUGACUAUGAUUGACAUCUGCGAGAAGCUGGAGGACUGCUCCAGGAGGCUCAUCAGAGAAAACGGGCUGAAGGCAGGCCUGGCCUUCCCCACCGGCUGCUCCAUCAACCACUGUGCUGCCCACUACACCCCAAACGCAGGAGACCCCACGGUGCUGCGCUACGACGAUGUCUGCAAAAUUGACUUUGGAACGCACAUCAACGGUCGAAUAAUAGACUGUGCCUUCACCGUCACUUUCAAUCCAAAGUAUGACAGGCUACUGGAGGCUGUGAGAGAUGCAACUAACACGGGCAUUAAGUUUGCAGGAAUUGAUGUGCGCCUGUGCGAUGUUGGUGAGACCAUUCAGGAGGUCAUGGAGUCUUACGAAGUGGAGAUAGAUGGGAAAACAUAUCAAGUGAAGCCAAUCAGGAAUCUCAAUGGCCACUCUAUUGGACAGUACAGGAUACACUCAGGGAAGACAGUCCCUAUUGUUAAAGGCGGAGAAGCCACAAGGAUGGAGGAAGGUGAAGCUUACGCAAUUGAAACAUUUGGCAGCACAGGAAGAGGUGCAGUCCACGAUGACAUGGAGUGCUCACAUUACAUGAAAAACUUCAAUGUUGGACACGUACCAAUAAGACUUCCAAGGGCUAAACAUCUGCUAAAUGUGAUCAAUGAGAACUUUGGCACUUUGGCAUUCUGCCGCCGCUGGCUGGACCGCCUCGGCGAGAGCAAGUACCUGAUGGCGUUGAAGAAUCUGUGUGACCUUGGCAUCAUAGACCCAUACCCACCUCUGUGUGACAUCAAGGGCAGCUACACCGCCCAGUACGAGCACACCAUCCUACUCAGACCCACCUACAAAGAGGUAGUGAGCCGGGGAGAUGAUUACUAAGCAUGCAGCAAGACUCAAGGCAAACCAGGAGGAGCAUGAAAGCUCAAAGACAACAAACCUCUGCAGACUGAUAGCAAUUAUUUAAUAUUUCUCCGACCUAAAUUUCCACUGCUUUGAGUACCUUUAGGUAAUUAUUCUAGCAAGAGCAAAAAAAAAAUUGUGUCCUAGCAUCAGCUUACUAGUAUUUAUUUUCCAAGGAUCAAGCCAAUACACAAAGGGCAUAUCUUGAAGAAAUGUAGUGUUGUCAUUUUAGUCAUAUUAUGAUGUGCUGCUUUUAGGAAA